Molecule: messenger RNA, 609 nt
Organism: Anneissia japonica
Lineage: Eukaryota; Metazoa; Echinodermata; Crinoidea; Comatulida; Comatulidae
Exons: 1
Coding region: 1-609 (202 amino acids)
Source: RefSeq, a predicted model, not a curated record
AUGUUGGAUUUUCUAAUCUACUGCGGUAAACAAAUUGAGGGAAACACAGACCUAAGUGCUACAGAAAGAAUCGUUGACACACUUAUUCAACCAUUUCUUGUCUUGUCAAAGUUUAUUGAUAACUACUACACAUCUCCGUUCCUUGUAGACUACUUGCUAAAAAGAGACAUGUACACCGUAGGUACGGUACAAACAAAGCAGAAGAACUUUCCAGAAGAGCUUGCUGAGCACAGAAUAGAGAAAGGCAAAGCAUUAUUUUAUGCUGACAAGUUUUGCAAUAUACUAGCCUGUAAAUUCCGUUGGAAGAAAGAUAAGGCAAAUGGCAAGCCGAUGAUUAUACAUAUGUUGUCGUCAAAGCAUACAUAUGGUAUUGAAUCCUCCGGGGGAAAGGACAGGGAUAACAGCGACAUAAUAAAGUUGACAGUAAUUUUGAAUUAUAAUCAGAAAAUGGGAGGCGUGGAUGUGACAGAUCAACAAUUGCAUGGUAUUCAAACAACAAGGAAAUCAUACAAAUGGAGCACCAAAGUGACCAUAAGAAUAAUCAUGCUUUGUACCCUAAACUGUACAAAAUGGAUGCUAAUCCAUCAACGGCUUAUGCGAAAUAUCUAA